Molecule: messenger RNA, 969 nt
Organism: Prunus armeniaca (apricot)
Lineage: Eukaryota; Viridiplantae; Streptophyta; Magnoliopsida; Rosales; Rosaceae
Source: the annotation of a GenBank genome assembly
AUGAGCCUUAUAUUUGACCAAGAUGGUCUUUCGAGAUCACUUUCAAAUUCACCACCAACUCAUUACACUCUAACAAUAGAGUCAUUUUCGAUGCUAACUGAAAAUUCAGUGGAUACAUAUGAGUCUGGGGAGUUUGAUGCUGGAGGAUACAAAUGGAAACUGGUGGUGUACCCAAAUGGAAACACGAAGAAGAAUGUAGAAGACCACAUCUCUGUCUACUUAAAAAUGGCAGAAGCAAAUUCACUUCAGACUGGUUGGGAAGUAUCUGUUGAUUUUAGAUUGUUUUUGCUUGAUCAGAAUAAGGGAAUCUACUUAGUUCUUCAGGAUGCUAAUAUGAACAAGAUGUGCUUGCACGGGGCGAUGCUCCAAGUGGGUUUUGAUAGAGUUAUCCCUCUGAAUGCAUUUUCUGUUGCUUCCAAUGGCUAUCUCAUUGAUGAUACCUGUGUUUUUGGAGCCGAGGUCUUCGUUUGCAAAGAAAGAAGAGCGGGCAAGGCAGAGUGUCUGUCAAGGAUCAAAAAGGCUUUUAUGAACAAGCAUUGUUGGAAGAUUGAGAGUUUUUCAACGUUAUUAUUUUCCAAUGCUUGCAAUCAGAACUAUUCACUGCAGGAGGGCAGAAAUGGUAGGAAGAUAGAGCUCUAUCCCAAGGGAGAUGGCGAUGGAGAGAAUACUCAUGUUUCUGUUUACUUAAGUUUAUUAGCUAAUCCAGAAAAGCUAUCUCCUGGCUCCCAAUUACUUACAGAGUGUACUGUGCGCAUCGUAGAUCAACUGAACGGCAAGGAUAAGAGUCGGGAAUUGAAUCAUGCAUGGUUCAGUGCCUCGAGUUCGUCUUGGGGUUGGCCUUGUUUCAUUAAAUUGGACAGUUUCAAAAUGUUAGACAACGGUUAUUUGGUGAAGAAUACUUGCUUGGUCGAGGCCGAGGUCACUGUCCAUGGAAUUGCCAAAGCAUUAUUAGAGCCAACUGACGAUUAA